AUGCCACUCAGAUGCCCUCAUAAAAAUAAUUCUCAAAAAUCCAAUUAUUACUCUAAUAAAAAAGCCAAUAAACUUGUUGAAUACAAUAAAUAUAAUAAGCCUUUUUUUAAUGAUACAAUUCAUGUUUCUCUUCCCGUUAAAGUAGAUGAAACUGGCAUUAGAUUUUCUGUAUUUAUGGAAAUGACUCCCAUUCCUGCUCUUGAUGGUAAUGAUAUAAGACCAACUAAGGUUUUAUCUAGUUGUUUAGUUGCUUUAAAUAAAUUUAAAAAAUAUGAAACAUUCAUUAAUGCAAUACAUAAGUAUUCAGCGGAAACAGAAAAAGAGACACAAUGGCACUUUACUCAAUCCAUACCACCAUCUGGGAACAUUAUGUGGUUCUUUGAAACUGCAUUAGGCUUUAAUAAAGAUGCUGAAAUAGGAAAUGUUACAUUUGAGUGUGUUCUUGAAUAUAAAGAAUUAACUUCUGGCACAAACCUCCUACCAGAUAAUGAAAUAGAUAAUGAAUAUGAGUAUUUUGAAAAUGGAGAGGUUAUAUUCAAAGAUUAUGAAAGAGACCUAACACCUGAUAUUGAGCUUUUAAAUAAUGGAAAGGUGGUGGGUGAACAAAGUAAUACAGUUAUUUUAGACAUCUGA
Messenger RNA from Cetraspora pellucida, 633 nucleotides. Lineage: Eukaryota; Fungi; Glomeromycota; Glomeromycetes; Diversisporales; Gigasporaceae. The record is from the annotation of a GenBank genome assembly.